Messenger RNA from Prosopis cineraria, 1960 nucleotides. Its product is annotated as autophagy-related protein 16. NCBI's taxonomy places the organism in Eukaryota, Viridiplantae, Streptophyta, Magnoliopsida, Fabales, Fabaceae. Gene Ontology annotation, cellular component: autophagosome membrane. The record is from RefSeq and is a predicted model, not a curated record. Gene Ontology annotation, biological process: autophagosome assembly. The transcript is spliced from 5 exons. Gene Ontology annotation, molecular function: protein binding. The coding region runs from base 198 to 1742 and encodes 514 amino acids.
GUCGUCCGCUAUCUCUCUUCAGGGUAAACGCCCGACUUUCCAAAGCAAAGCUGUUGAGGUAGCGAGAUUCUUUGGGGUAGACGCGAUUCUAACUUUUUCCUUACUGAUCGCGUUAGUUCAGACCGAACACCGCGUCCUCAAAUAUACAUGUGAAGUUAGUAGGAACUUAGGGGAAAAGGGUGUAUUGUUUUCCUAUAAUGGCCAAGUCUCGUAAAUCACAGGAAGAUAUUGCAAAUGAAGCUAUAAAGCACGCUUUGAAGGCUCUGCGGAAGCGGCAUUUAGCUGAAGAAGGCGCUCAUACUCCGGCUUUUGAAGCUCUUUCCAGGCCCUUCGCUUCCCAGGGCUCUGAAUGGAAGGAGAAAGCGGAGAAUCUACUGUUGGAACUUCAACAAUGCUACAAAGCUCAAUCUCGACUGUCCGAGCAACUGGUUGUCGAAGUAGCUGAAUCCAGGGCUUCAAAAGCUUCAGCUCAAGAGAGAGAGGUUGCAAUUUGUGAUAUGCAAAAGGAGUUGACUGAAUUGAGGGAUGAGAGAUCUCAAUUAAAGAAAGACUUCGAAGAAAAGAUUAAAGCUCUGGAAUUGAUUAUUGGUGAGAAUACAGAACUUAAAGCACAGUUGGAACAGAUGACUCUUAAAGCCAAGAAUACGGAGGCUGAAAAUAAGAUGUUAGUUGACCGGUGGAUGCUGGAAAAGAUGAAGGAUGCUGAACGCCUGAAUGAGGUAAAUGCACUGUAUGAAGACAUGGUUGAACGGCUAAAGGCAAGUGAUUUAGAAAAACUAGCAAAGCAGCAAGUAGAUGGCAUAGUUCGUCGAAGUGAAGAAGGUGCUGAGUUCUUUCUAGAGUCAAUUAACCCCUCCACAUGCAAAUUCAGGCUCCAAGCCCAUGAAGGCGGCUGUGCCUCCGCUUUGUUUGUGUACAACUCUAGUAAAUUGAUUACUGGGGGACAUGAUCGGUCAGUUAAGGUGUGGGACACUAAUACAGGAUCCUUGAGUUCUAAUCUUUAUGGCUGCCUUGGUUCUGUCUUGGAUCUCGCAGUUACCCAUGACAAUCAAUCUAUUAUUGCUGCUAGCAGCUCAAACAACUUAUAUGCGUGGGAUUUCAACUCAGGCCGGGUUCGUCAUACCCUUACUGGUCAUACAGAUAAAGUGUGUGCUGUUGAUGUCAGCAAGGUUUCAAGUCGCCAUGUUGUCAGUUCCGCAUAUGAUCGAACUAUUAAAGUUUGGGACUUGGUGAAAGGUUACUGCACCAACACAAUAAUCUUUUACAGCAACUGUAAUGCUCUUUGCUUCAGCAUGGAUGGACAGACUAUAUUUUCUGGUCAUGUUGAUGGAAAUCUUCGGUUAUGGGAUAUUCAGUCUGGAAAGCUUCUUAGUGAGGUUGCUGCACAUUCGCUUGCUGUCACUUCAAUAUCUUUCUCUCGAAAUGGAAAUGUUGUGUUGACAAGUGGAAGGGACAAUUUACAUAAUUUGUUUGAUGUGCGAACGCUGGAGGUUUGUGGCACACUGAGAGCCACAGGAAACAGAGUGGCAUCUAAUUGGAGCCGCUCGUGCAUUAGCCCUGAUGAUAACUAUGUGGCUGCUGGAUCUGCCGAUGGAUCUGUAUAUAUUUGGUCAAUAUCCAAGUCUGAUAUUGUCAGUACUCUGAAAGAACACAAUUCGUCUGUAUUGUGUUGUACAUGGAGUGGACUUGGAAAAACCCUCGCUUCAGCUGAUAAGAACGGGGUUGUCUGCGUUUGGACAUGAUGGGGUCGUGUUUAUGUGAAUGCACUCGUUCAUUAGGAUGUGGUUUUUUUAACUUCUAUGCUCAGUUCUUGUCCUGGCCGGCUCAAUUCUUCCACAACCCCCCCCCCAAAAAAAAAAAAAACCUUCUUGGUUCAUACACCGUAGCGUCUACCAUUCAAAACUUCAAAUUAGGGAUGCUGUAGAUAUUCGUUGUUAAUAAAGUAUCACUCAGUAUGGUC